Molecule: messenger RNA, 1550 nt
Organism: Kickxella alabastrina
Lineage: Eukaryota; Fungi; Kickxellomycota; Kickxellomycetes; Kickxellales; Kickxellaceae
Exons: 2
Coding region: 249-1409 (386 amino acids)
Source: RefSeq, a predicted model, not a curated record
ACACUGAAUUUAACUUUUUUGUUUUCUUUAACUUGCUCCAAAAUUAUUUAUUCUUAUACUCUCUCUAUUUUUCAUUAGCAUAGAUUCUACUGUCUAAACGCUCUUACAACAGCGUUUACUUUUUUGUUGAUUGGAAGAAGCAACGGAACGCAACAUAGCACAGCACAGCAUACCAACACGUAUCCUCUGCAUCUUUACCACCCUCACAAACAAACAAACAAACCACGAAAGGGGGGAUAAGCAAAACCAUGAUGAAAGCCCGGCGAAGAAGCACCAAGACGGUAUUUGGGUUCGAAGCCGACAUGCCUGUCCCACGGGCAUACAACACGUUCACAGAGGACGAGCUACGCAACGCCCUAAGCAGCGAGCAAGACCAAAUUCACCUAAUCCAAACCUGCGUAUUCGAUCCCGACGUCUGGGUGGAUAUCUUUGCAGAGUCGCAAAAAAACCCUGUGGUGAAACGCGCCCUGCGGAUAAUAGUGCAAAUGGGCACACUGUGCGCUACACUGACCGGGCAAUAUACUUUGGCGUACACACAGGAGGAGAUUCUGCUGGAUCGGCUGCGGCUGCGCAAGUCAGUGGAGAAGACAGUGUUUUACUCGACAGACGACUGCUUUGUAAGCGAGUUCCGCAAUAACGGAUCGGCUGGGUGGACAGAAGGGCGGGCGGCCGUGCGCGUGGUGGAUGCCGAUGCUGUGGAUGUGGCCGUCAAGCUUUUAGAGCUACGACCGGAUCAUACACGGCCACCAGCCGUCCUUGUGUUUGGGUCCAGGGGCUCGCCAGGGGGGGCGUAUAAGCGCGGGGCUGGGCAGCAGGAGGAGGAGCUGGUGCGGCGGACAUCCCUUUUGCACAACCUCGAGGACCCCUAUGGCUUCGACCCGGCGCGGGCCUGGUCCUACCCUCUGCCGGAAUUCGGCGGCGUUUACUCACCAGACGUCGUCGUCCUGCGCGACUCCGAGCGUGAAGCCUACACGUUCCGCGACGACCCCGUCUACCUCUCUUUCAUCAACGUCGCGCCCUACUCCAACGUGCAUGUCGACGAAAUCAGCCAUUAUGGUCGCAAGACCACGCGCAUCGUGGAGGAUACCGCGCGCAGUUACCGGAGGAAAAUGGAGGUCAUUUUGAAUAUUGCCCGGGAUCAGGGCCAUCAGUCCAUUGUACUGGGUGCUUUUGGCUGCACCGGCUCGUUGACUGUUGUGCAGCAGAUGGCAGAGAUGUGGAGGGAAGUUAUUGACACGUCACCGUAUGCUUUUCGCGAGUUCUUUGAUGACAUUUCCUUUGCGUUACCGGCUUAUCAGGACCGUGCGGCGGGCACAGCGGACGAUUCGCCUGGCGCCGAUAGACCGUCGAUAGCGACGACGUUUGCGGAGGCCUUUGGUGUCAACAUCGAUGGCCUGGAUUUCUUCUAGGCCCGAGCAAAAUACUUGGCUUGCCAAUAAAAAAUUGCACGUUGUGUGAAACCAUAAGACCAGCCUGACAUUGGGGAUUGGAAAGGAUUAGAUCUACGUUGUUUUAUUCAAAUAAUAAAACCCGAUGGUAGUUGUGCGCAU